Messenger RNA from Daldinia loculata, 2226 nucleotides. RefSeq lists its product as uncharacterized. Bases 621 to 1802 code for a protein of 393 amino acids. The record is from RefSeq and is a predicted model, not a curated record. Lineage: Eukaryota; Fungi; Ascomycota; Sordariomycetes; Xylariales; Hypoxylaceae. The transcript is spliced from 2 exons.
GCUACAUAUGUAGUUCAAGCAUGUCACGACCAAGUUCACUCCAUAUUUUUUUUUCUCCUCGUCCACUGCCUUGCUUGAAGUGGAUACCAAGAUGCUUGUUCAGUACCGUUUGUACCUCUUUACCCCUGCACACAACCCCCCAGUGCCCGCCAUCCCAUCACCCCCCCCCCCCAAGUGAGGAACAUUUCAGGUUUUUUUUUUUUUUUUUUUCCUCCCAUCACGCAUACACCCACUCAAAACAUACAGUCUUAAGCCAUCUCGCCGCCUUCCCUCCCCAGUCUAACCGAAGCCACUUCUUUGCUUCUCCUUGCCUUCUAUUCGUCAGUUUAACAUCGCCGUCGCGAUAUCGUCGUUGUUUUCCCACCGCCUUUCCUCGUUUACCCCCCUCGCCUACCUGGUACUCGUAUUUCUCGACCCCUACUACGAUAUCUUUAUCUUCCCUAAUUUUCCCUAAUCCUAUACCUUAGGUAGUCCCUUGUUUCACUCACUUCUCAACUCUUAUAGUUGGGGUACUGUUUACAAGUCAGCUACAAACACUACGUUCCCUCCAUGCAGCAGCAAUCGAUAUAGAAGUCAAUAACAUAUCUGCGCCAUUCUUGAUCCCAUCCUAUCUGCCCACCAUGCCGUACAAUACUCGUCGCAAAUCGCUAUCUCUGCCGUCUCUCGGAAUCCACAUCCCAGUAAAUCGAUCUUCGUCUAAUAACCACAGCAUGGCAUCCUCUAGAUCAUCUUCUGAGAGCUCGUCGCAUCCGAAUAAGAAGUUAAAACGAUCUCACAACGAUUCUGCACUCUCUUCAGCUGCACCUAGUUCAAAACGGAUUGCUAGUCCUAUCAAGUAUGACCGCACCCCGCCACCCUCGCCUGGUCUCCAAGUCUCUAUUGAGAUGGACGAGUCUGAGCUAUCCGAAUCACUAGAGAUCAAGAAAGUCGAUUUAGAGGGUAUAAAUGAUGAGAUCGUUGAAGCUGUCAUCGUACGAUUAGAGGAGACUCGCAAUCGACCUCACCUAGUCAAGGAGCUAGCUACCGCCCUCAUGGAUCAGGUCAAAAUCGUUCAGCAAUCCGCGAACCCUUGCGCUAUCAUUUCUUCUCGACUAUCUACAUAUUUAAAGCGAUCGUGUUGGUCCGCUGUAGCUCCUUGUCCUUUAGCUAAGGAGCUUGAGACCGUCCACCCGAGGCGCACGUACUUUUAUCUGACCACAUGUCCCCAUUUACCUCUUCCAGACCCCACAGCCCAACGUGCCAUUAUUACACCAUCGCUAUCAAGCUCGGCUUCCACAUCCGAAGAUGCCGAUUGCGACCGAAGAAGAGAACUCAGCCUGUCACCUGAAGUUGAUCUUUCGUCGCCCGAGUUCGAUGAUAUGGAUGAGGAUAUUCCCAUGCCAGGUACCCCAAUGGGUUCAGUGUCUGGGCGUCAUCGGCCGCUCAAUGUGCCGCGCAACCCCAGAGGGAAUGAGCCACCUCUAGAAAAAGAUGAAAAGGAAUUCACACAGACAGCAGAUGGAUUACAAAAACGAAAAGCUAGUGGUCACUUGCUCCGGGUCGACCCCGUCGACCAAGCGCCGAUAGAUGAUGGCAUGCAAAACGAACAGCUCUUUGGCGAGCCACCUAGGACUCUUGCGCCGAGCUUGUUACCGCACAUGGUGUUCAUGACCAGCCCUGCAAUGCGACCAAGCAUGAUGCUACCUGUGAAGAAAGAUACAGAGGCGGAAAACUGGACUAAACUGGACGCCAUUCUUGACUGGGAUAGAAGUCCCGAGACAGUCGAGCUGGAUGAGCUAGAUGGUUUAUUUGACAACUACUGAAUACCCUCGGUUGGCCAAUUUCUUGAUCUUAAUUCUUUCUUUUCUUACUAUUAACGACACGCUAUCCGUGUAGUUGGCACGUACUUAGCUAUGUAUGAUGAGAUGGGAGACGGCCGCGUAAAUGAUUCAAAAAGGAGUUUGGCUGGGACGACGUUGGCGCAGCUGGGUUUCUCGCAUUCUGCAUUUAUUCCUCUCAGUUCAUUUUGCCAUUUAUUCCCCUGUUAAAUGGUUCAGCUUCUACUGCUCACAUACUUGGUUACUGGCUGGAGGGGGGGAAAUGUACGAAUAUUAUUUGAAGAGAGCGCGCUUAGAUGGCUGCUGGGUCGCAUGAUAGCGACCUAGAGUAUCCAGCGGACUGAAACGGCUGUCGGCGGUUAACAAAAAGGCGUGCAGGGGGAGGGUAACAUAGCGAUGUCCUUUGCCA